AUGUCCUUCGAGACACCACUUCCCCCAUACAAUGCCUCGGAUCCUUACGCAACCUUUCUCAACGCAUCUUGCAUGGAUCUGCUUCUAAUCGAAAUGGUCCCGAUGGCUUACAGACUAGCCAGCGAGCUUGCAAACCCGGAACAAGAUGGCUUGAAGGCCUUGGACGAAGAUGGACAGAAGGAGGCUGCUUGUCGGAGGUUGGAGACGCUAGGUUAUAGAGUUGGGCAAGGGCUUGUUGAGAGGUUCUCGAGAGAUCGGCCACGAUUCACAGAUACAUUGGACGUGAUUAAGUUCUUGUGCAAGGACAUGUGGACGCUGGUAUUCAGGAAGCAGAUCGACAACCUGAAGACGAACCACCGAGGUGUCUACGUUCUCACCGACAACAGCUUCAAACCAUUCUCACGCAUGAGCAUGGUGUCGUCGUCGGAAGCAGUACACCGCGCGCAACCGUUUCUCUGGUUUCCAUGUGGUAUUAUUCGAGGGACAUUGGCAAGCAUGGGGAUCAACGCGAUGGUGCAAGCGGAGACUUCAGAACUUCCAGCUGCAACAUUUCAGAUCAAGACUAUCACUGCUAAAUCUUGA
Molecule: messenger RNA, 582 nt
Organism: Letharia columbiana
Lineage: Eukaryota; Fungi; Ascomycota; Lecanoromycetes; Lecanorales; Parmeliaceae
Exons: 4
Coding region: 1-582 (193 amino acids)
Biological process (GO): regulation of GTPase activity; endoplasmic reticulum to Golgi vesicle-mediated transport
Cellular component (GO): cis-Golgi network; TRAPP complex; trans-Golgi network
Source: RefSeq, a predicted model, not a curated record